GCGGCCGCGCGGCGGAGAGCAGCGACGUGCCGAUGGGGUCCGGGUCGCGGAGCCCCGCGGGGCGCUCGCGGCACCGGAGCCGCAGGGAGGCGGGCGGGUCCCGGGAGAGGAGGCGCCGCCGGUCCCGCUCCGGGUCCAGCGGCGCCAGCAGCGAUGGAGGCGGCCGGGCCCGGGGUAGCGAGACGCGGCGGCGCAGGAAGCCGGGCUCGGGCUCUGACUCUGAUGAGAGAAAGAGAUGGAGAAAGAAGAGAAGCAAAAGCAGGGACCGGCACCACAAAAGCCAGAAGAAACGCCACGCUCGGUCACGGGAUCACUCCUCUAACUCAGACUCUGAGGCAGAGAGAGAGAAGAAAAGAGGCCGCAGCAGAGAGAGGAGAAGAAAGCGAUCCAGUUCCAGGUCUUCUGUGUCUUCCGUCACAUCUCCCUCUCCUUCACGUGAGGAGCUGGGGCAACAGCUGAGCCUUCAGGAGCGACUCAGACUGAAAGAGGAGAAGAAGCAGCAGGCUGAGAUGAUGAAGGCAUUGGAAACACCGGAGGAGAAGAGGGCUAGGCGGCUGGCGAAGAAGGAAGCCAAAGAGAGGAAAAAGCGUGAGAAGAUGGGCUGGGGAGAGGAAUACAUGGGCUACACCAACACCGAUAACCCCUUUGGGGACAACAACCUGCUAGGCACCUUCAUCUGGAGCAAGGCCCUGGAGAAGAAAGGGAUCGGCCACCUGGAGGAGAAAGAACUGAAGGAGAGAAACAAACGAAUCCAGGAGGACAACCGCCUGGAGCUGCAGAAGGUGAAGCAGCUGCGCUUGGAACGGGAGCGAGAAAAGGCGAUGCGCGAGCAGGAGCUGGAGAUGCUGCAGCGGGAGAAAGAGGCGGAGCACUUCAAAACCUGGGAGGAGCAAGAGGACAACUUCCACCUCCACCAGGCCAAGCUGCGAUCAAAAAUCCGGAUCCGGGACGGCCGUGCCAAACCCAUCGACUUGCUGGCCAAGUACAUCAGUGCAGAGGAUGACGACCUGGCAGUGGAAAUGCAUGAGCCUUACACAUUCCUGAAUGGCCUGACGGUCUCCGACAUGGAGGAUCUGCUGGAGGAUAUCCAGGUUUACAUGGAACUGGAGCAGGGCAAGAAUGUGGAUUUCUGGAGGGACAUGACCAUUAUCACUGAGGACGAGAUAGCCAAACUUCGUAAACUAGAGGCUUCUGGGAAAGGCCCAGGAGAGCGCCGAGAAGGAGUCAAUGCCUCCGUCAGCUCGGACGUGCAGUCAGUGUUCAAGGGGAAGACAUACAACCAGCUGCAAGUGAUCUUCCAAGGGAUCGAGGGCAAGAUCCGAGCAGGGGGGCCCAACCUGGACAUCGGUUACUGGGAGAGUCUGCUGCAGCAGCUUAAAGCGUAUAUGGCCCGGGCCAGGCUUCGGGAGCGGCACCAGGACGUGCUGCGCCAGAAGCUGUACAAGCUGAAGCAGGAGCAGGGAGUGGAGAGUGAGCCGCUUUUCCCCAUCCUGAAGAAGGAUCCGUCUUCUCCCAGCGACAGGCCGGACCCAGAGGAGAGCGCUCCAGCGCAGCCGGGCCCCUCCACGGCGGGAGCCCCCUCGGAGGGCAGGGGAGAGGCAGAGGCCAAGGCGGAGGGGGAGGGGGAAGCGGUGCUGAUGGAGGAGGACCUGAUUCAGCAGAGCUUAGACGACUACGACGCCGGGAGAUACAGCCCCAGGCUGCUGAACUCCCACGAGCUGCCCUGCGACGCCCACGUGCUAGAGGCCGAGGAGGAUCUCCAGCGGCUGCUGCUCUUGAGACAACAGCUCCAGGCCACAGGAGACGCUAGCGAGAGCGCCGAGGACAUUUUCUUCCGCAGGGCCAAGGAGGGCAUGGGCGCUGACGAGGCCCAGUUCAGUGUGGAGAUGCCCCUGACAGGCAAGGCCUACCUAUGGGCUGACAAGUACCGGCCCCGCAAGCCCCGCUUCUUCAACCGCGUCCACACGGGCUUCGAGUGGAACAAGUACAACCAGACGCACUACGACUUCGACAACCCGCCGCCCAAGAUCGUCCAGGGCUACAAGUUCAACAUCUUCUACCCCGACCUGAUCGACAAGCGCUCCACGCCCGAGUACUUCCUGGAGGCCUGUCAGGACAACAAGGACUUUGCCAUCCUGCGCUUCCACGCAGGCCCGCCCUACGAGGACAUCGCCUUCAAGAUCGUCAACCGGGAGUGGGAGUAUUCACACCGCCACGGCUUCCGCUGCCAGUUCGCCAACGGCAUCUUCCAGCUCUGGUUCCACUUCAAGCGGUACCGGUACCGCAGGUGAGGGUGCUGGGCGUCUGC
Terrapene triunguis (Three-toed box turtle) is the source of this 2308-nucleotide messenger RNA. RefSeq names its product cactin, spliceosome C complex subunit (gene CACTIN). Bases 33 to 2291 code for a protein of 752 amino acids. Gene Ontology annotation, molecular function: protein binding. The transcript has 10 exons. NCBI's taxonomy places the organism in Eukaryota, Metazoa, Chordata, Testudines, Emydidae. Gene Ontology annotation, biological process: mRNA cis splicing, via spliceosome; negative regulation of innate immune response. The record is from RefSeq and is a predicted model, not a curated record. Gene Ontology annotation, cellular component: cytoplasm; spliceosomal complex.